This is a messenger RNA of Fukomys damarensis (Damara mole-rat), 5878 nucleotides long. RefSeq names its product ATPase H+ transporting V0 subunit a1 (gene Atp6v0a1). The record is from RefSeq and is a predicted model, not a curated record. Gene Ontology annotation, cellular component: plasma membrane; vacuolar proton-transporting V-type ATPase complex; vacuolar proton-transporting V-type ATPase, V0 domain. Gene Ontology annotation, molecular function: proton-transporting ATPase activity, rotational mechanism; ATPase binding. NCBI's taxonomy places the organism in Eukaryota, Metazoa, Chordata, Mammalia, Rodentia, Bathyergidae. The transcript is spliced from 19 exons. Gene Ontology annotation, biological process: vacuolar acidification; proton transmembrane transport. Bases 2555 to 4867 code for a protein of 770 amino acids.
UAGCAUUCGAGCAGCUGAUACUGCACCUGCAUAAGUGGGCCAUAUUUUUAUUCCAGUAAUUAUUUUAAUUUGCUAGUUUGGAAGCAAUACCAUGUUUGCACUCUGUUUUAGUUGGGGAAAAAAAUGUCAGAUUAUGUUCCAUUUCUCAUGCAGUACACAGUCAGCCAUGGUUUUCUAUAUUUUCACAUUUCCUGCAAUUUUUCAUCUCAACACGGGGAAAGGAACCCUAAGGUCAUUGUAUAAACAUAGUUGAAAUUUUACAUUUAUGUAAAAAUAUAAGGUAAGUAUAUGUUUAACGUUAACGCUGAAGAAACAAACACCGGGUUAUACACAAAAUUGUAACAAAGAUUUAAUCUGCAAUCCUUUUUGCAUCAGAUUUUGAUUUUGAUUUUGUUCUCUGAGUCGGGUUGAGGAGGGAGGUGGGGUGGGGCCCCUCAGAGAGGCCCCUGUCCUGGUUAAACCGAGGGAGCCUCACCUUUCAGCCGAGAUGUGUCCCCACCAAGGCCUGGACACUUGGCAGCCCUGUUUUCACAGGGUCUUUGCCCCCAGACUGGUGGCGCUGGUGCUCACAAGGCAGCUCUAGGGCCGGGGAUACAGCUCAGUGGUUCUGCCCCCUGCCCUCAAGCACAGGGUCCCGAGUUGAAUCCCUGGUACCAAAAAAACAAAAACAAAAGGCAGCUCUAGGCCGUCACUGUUUCAUGUGCCUCUUGUAAAGAUUUUUAUUUUAUUUGCUCAACAACAAAAACACACUCAAGGCCAAGUGUUAGAAAUGCACAGAGAUAGUUGGGCCUCUGAUGUUCUCAGAUUUGCUUUAAUUUUCUGCCCUUGAGAAGAGACCAGGUCUCUAGUGCUCCGGCCAGAGCAGGAAUUUCUAACCCGCAGAUGGGGCUUCACCUGGGAUGGAGGCCUAACCGGUAAUUAGGGCCCAGCCCAGGCCUCUGAGUCAGGCGCCCUGUGGUGGGGGGCAGCUAUCUGCUUGCACAGGGUGCGGCUGUGGCCUGCUGAAUUGAAAAAUGCUGGUUCAGGACACCGAGCUGCCGGUGUCCCCGGUCCCUUGGCGUCAGGGACCUGCCCGGAGGAGCCAAGCCCGUGGAGCACCGUGCGGAGGACACCUGCUGCCCCACCAGAGUCACCAGGCAGUAGCUCAGGCCGUGGGAAGGGUCAAUCGGCACAGUGGUGGGGAUGUUGUUGGGCGCUGCACUGGGAGCUGGGCGCGGUGCUCUCUCCAGUCCAUUUGUGCAGGCAGCACCUCGUGGUUCUCAGGGACACAGCGGAGCCCCAGGCUGCUCACCGCCCCACAUGAUGACUCCCAGAAUAAGGGCCCCUCUUCCCGAGGCCCAGGCUGUGCAGCCCGGCCCCUGCGUCCGUCAGGAUCGUCCUGGGCCCAGUGCCCCCGGUGCUCACGCGUGUGCUGCGCCUUUACCUUCCUUUGCGGUGCUGCCUGCCCUAGCCGCGUCCCUAUGCCCAGCCGGUGCUGCAUUUCUAAAUGCACCCAUGCCACUGGCCACAGCGCUGCUCACAGGCCUCGCACCCCAAGCUAGGAGCUCAGUGCUCCUCCCUUCAGUCUCCCUUGCUGCCUCCCAGGGGCCCUGUAUUGUUCUAGUGUCCUUGUGAUUCCCAAGUAGGUGCCCUGUUGUGGCCCUAGCAAGAAAUUCUGAGUAAAGACCACGCGUGGGCCCCUGAAGGGAAAUGCUUAUUUAAACUACUCGUGCUUAGCAGGAAGGAGGCCUGAGGUUCAGUCCCCACACCAGAAUAGAUAAGAAAAUGAGCUCCUGAUUUUCUAGGAUAAAGCCGUAAAAAUAAGAGGAGACACAGAUGACACAUAACUUCCCAACCCCGCGUUAGGGGUGCAGGGAUUUCUGAGCCUGCAUAGUAAAUUCCAGGUCUUGUGGCCAGGCUGGCCUCCUGCUGUCCAGUCUUGGGGGCUCUGGGAGAUGAGGCCCAGGCAGGCUUUGAUUUUCCUACUCGGUCCCAGCCUCUAAGCUGCACAGAAGUCCCUGGCAGUCUUGCCUGUCCUUGCCGCUGCCCAACAGCGUGACCUGAGCCCAGGCCUCACAGAGGGGCACACGUGUGUGCAAGUGCAUGUGUAAACAGUGCAAGACGUGAGCACACUCGGGACCCUCAGUGUCGAAAACUUAUAUAAGAGUUUUUCAUGAGAAUUUCUUCAUGCCUGAAAUUGUAAUGUUUGCAAACGGCCUUACACACUAUCAGCUUUAAACUUCUGGUCUUUUUACACUUCGGUGAAUGCAAUCAAUAACCUACAGCAACAAGCGAGCAGGAAAUGGGUAAAUGGGACACGACUCUGUCCCUAGGCCUGGGCUUGUGAUCAGCAGGGGAAAAGCAAACGGGUACUGUGUAUUCUUAUGAUCUAGCUGACUGCAGAUUCAGCACGGCCUGUCUUAUCUGGAGCAUUUAUGAUGACUUGUUAAUGAUUGACCUUUUCUCAGUCUUCUUGCUUAUGAAGAGCUGUAAGAGCCGGAGAGAUUUCUCUGCACCUUUUCCAUAAGCACCAUGACAUAUGAGAGCAUAAAGAAGACUGGAAAAGUAAUGGUUAAUGGCAUGCAGACCCCGCCUUCCUUUCCUUCUGAGUUUCCAUCCAUCUGCUUUCUUUCUUUUCUUUCCCAUCUGCCAUGUCCCUCGUUCGGGUGCACACCAUGUGCGGGUGGUGAGUGGUCCCCUCUCGGCGUGGGUGCAGAUGGCGGAUCCAGACCUGUUGGAAGAGUCCUCGUCGCUCCUGGAGCCCAGCGAGAUGGGGAGAGGCGCCCCGCUGCGGCUGGGCUUCGUGGCUGGUGUGAUUAACCGAGAGCGCAUCCCUACCUUUGAACGUAUGCUGUGGCGUGUGUGCCGAGGGAACGUGUUCCUGCGACAGGCUGCGAUCGACAGCCCCCUGGAGGACCCCGUGACUGGUGACCAUGUGCACAAGUCGGUGUUCAUCAUUUUCUUCCAAGGCGAUCAGCUGAAGAACAGAGUGAAGAAGAUCUGUGAGGGGUUCCGGGCCUCACUCUACCCCUGUCCCGAGACGCCGCAGGAGAGGAAGGAGAUGGCUUCUGGAGUCAACACCAGGAUCGAUGACCUGCAGCUGGUUCUGAACCAAACUGAGGAUCACCGCCAGCGGGUCCUGCAGGCAGCCGCCAAGAACAUCCGGGUGUGGUUCAUCAAGGUGCGCAAGAUGAAGGCCAUCUACCACACGCUGAACCUCUGCAACAUUGACGUCACCCAGAAGUGCCUGAUCGCCGAGGUCUGGUGCCCCGUCACUGACCUGGACUCCAUCCAGUUUGCGCUGCGGAGGGGCACGGAGCACAGCGGCUCCACCGUGCCGUCCAUCCUGAACAGAAUGCAGACAAACCAGACGCCACCGACCUACAACAAGACCAACAAGUUCACUUCUGGCUUCCAGAACAUCGUGGACGCCUAUGGGAUCGGGACCUACCGGGAGAUCAACCCAGCUCCCUACACCAUCAUCACCUUCCCGUUCCUGUUCGCCGUGAUGUUUGGGGACUUCGGCCAUGGCAUCCUGAUGACCCUCUUUGCUGUGUGGAUGGUGUUAAGGGAGAGUCGUAUCCUCUCGCAGAAGAAUGAGAACGAGAUGUUCAGCACUGUGUUCAGCGGCCGCUACAUCAUCCUGCUGAUGGGCGUCUUUUCCACCUACACCGGCCUCAUCUACAACGACUGCUUCUCCAAGUCCCUGAACAUCUUCGGCUCGUCCUGGAGUGUGCGGCCAAUGUUCACUGUCUACAACUGGACGGAGGAGACACUCCGGGGGAACCCUGUGCUGCAGCUGAACCCAGCCGUGCCUGGCGUCUUUGGUGGCCCGUACCCUUUCGGCAUCGAUCCGAUCUGGAACAUUGCCACCAACAAGUUGAGCUUCCUCAACUCCUUCAAGAUGAAGAUGUCGGUGACCCUGGGGAUUGUCCACAUGCUGUUCGGCGUCAGCUUGAGCCUCUUCAACCAUGUCUACUUCAAGAAGCCCCUGAAUAUCUACCUCGGGUUCAUCCCCGAGAUCAUCUUCAUGGCCUCUCUGUUCGGCUACCUGGUCAUUCUCAUCUUCUACAAGUGGACGGCCUACAGCGCGUACACAUCGGAGACCGCGCCCAGCCUCCUGAUCCACUUCAUCAACAUGUUCCUCUUCUCCUACCCCGAGUCGGGCGGCGCCAUGCUGUACUCCGGGCAGAAGGGGAUCCAGUGCUUCCUGGUGGUCGUCGCGCUGCUGUGUGUGCCCUGGAUGCUGCUGCUGAAGCCCCUGGUCCUGCGCCGCCAGUACCUGAGGCGGAAGCACUUGGAAGGGCAGCCCGAGGAGGAGGCCCCAGUGAGCCCGGCCCUGAGCCAGCAGGGACUCGAGGCGGCAGCGGCUGCUCCCGGAACUCUCAGCUUUGGUGGGAUCAGGGUGGGCAACGGACCGACAGAGGAGGAUGCUGAGAUUAUUCAGCACGACCAGCUCUCCACCCACUCGGAGGAUGCGGAAGAGCCUUCCGAGGAUGAAGCGUUUGACUUCGGGGACACCAUGGUCCACCAGGCCAUCCACACCAUCGAGUACUGCCUGGGCUGCAUCUCCAACACUGCCUCCUACCUGCGGCUCUGGGCGCUCAGUCUGGCCCAUGCACAGCUCUCCGAGGUGCUGUGGACGAUGGUCAUCCACAUCGGCCUGAGCGUGAAGAGCCUCGCGGGCGGCCUGGUGCUCUUCUUCAUCUUUGCCGCCUUCGCCACACUCACCGUGGCCAUCCUGCUGAUUAUGGAGGGGCUGUCAGCCUUCCUGCAUGCCCUGCGGCUGCACUGGGUCGAGUUCCAGAAUAAAUUCUACAGCGGGACUGGCUUCAAGUUCCUGCCCUUCUCUUUCGAGCACAUCCGGGAAGGGAAGCUGGACGAGUGAGCCCCAGAUGGUGUCCCCUGCCGGCUCCUCGCCCGCCCCUCGUCGUGCCCCUGUGUCUGUGACCGUACUCUGCCGUGUCCCGCGUGGACGAGCCCGCCUGCUGCUGCCCGGGUGUGUCCAGCAGGAGGCCCUCCCAGUUCAGCUGCUGCCGCCUCUGCCAUGGGGAUCCGCCCGCCCCCGUCCCUACCCUGCUCAAUAAACUGUGUGGACCCCGGGCCGCCCCACCGCCGCCGGCAGAAUCUCACCCUGUCCUCCUUUGCUGUGGCCUUGGCACUGGAUGGCGGGGGGUGGGGGGAGGCUUUUCACUUGCUGCUCCUCUCCCCCUCCGCACAGUGCCCAGGGCCAGGGCACCUCCCUCUGCACGCCCAGCCGCUUCCCAGCUGGGCUAUUUUGAGCCUUGGUGCCCUUGGCCCAGGGCGGCAGCUCGGACACUGGGCGGGGCCCUGUCCACACUCACAAGGGCUCCGGGAGCCUCUGCCCACGCCGCGGGACAAUGAGACCUCCAGGGCUGCCUGGUUUCAGCAGAGGGCGCAGAGCUGUAGGGAGAGGGCGCCUCCACGGAGGGACCAAGAGGCAAAUCCGAGAGGAGUCAGGGCCCCAGAUGCGAGCGGCAGCAGAAGAGGGAAAGUGUGGUUGCGCCUGACUCUGACAAAGCUCAGAAUUUGGACCCUGGAGAUGGCUCGGGGGCAGAGGUGUUCAGAUCUGAUAUUGGGCUGAAUAGUGAUGGCUUUUUUAUGACCUGCAGAGGAUUUGAACGGGUAUUUCUCCACAUAAGUUACACGAGUGGCCAGGAAACCGUGGAAAGAUGCUCAAGUCGUUAGUCAUUAAAAAAGUGCAGAUUUGAGUCCAGCGUGGUGGUGCACACCUGUCAUCCUACCACUCAGGAGGCUGAGGCAGGAGGUUUGCCUCGAGUUCGAGUUCGAGGCCUGCCUAGGCUAUAUAGUUCGUUCAAGGCCAGCCAGCUAAACAGGUGACCCUGUCUCAAAAACAAAGACAAAAUGCAAAUCAAAA